Molecule: messenger RNA, 3828 nt
Organism: Bombus pascuorum
Lineage: Eukaryota; Metazoa; Arthropoda; Insecta; Hymenoptera; Apidae
Product: organic cation transporter 1-like
Exons: 9
Coding region: 1605-3794 (729 amino acids)
Biological process (GO): transmembrane transport
Cellular component (GO): membrane
Molecular function (GO): transmembrane transporter activity
Source: RefSeq, a predicted model, not a curated record
GAUUGCUUCAGUUUCAGUUCGCGAUGGAGGCUACUUGCUCCUUCUAGUGGUAGCUACCGCCGUCGUCGGUCUAUCCUGUGUCGAGGGAGAGCGAACAAACUACAAAAGGGUGGGGAGGAGAGGAAAGGAAAGAAAGAGGGAGGGUGAGAGAGGGAGCGAGAGGAAGCGAAAGUGUUAAAGGGGGGAAAAGAAAAGGAAGAUACGCGGGAAACAGCGUGGUCGCGAAAGAAGUUUGGAUAAGGAAAAGCGUGUGGAUGUACCAGGCGGGGGUUAAAGGUGACCAAAGAGACGCGCGAACGUGGAAAUCCAAGAAUGAACAACGAUAUACGAAGCAUCGCGUAUUCGAAACAGGAUCUCGUUUGGAAAGAAGCAACUGAAUCGAAUCGAUACUCAUCGAACGCGGUCGUAAGAAUCGAAGAUAGUGAAUCGAUAUAUCGUGGAUGAACAGAUACGGGUGUCCCGUGAACGAUGAAUCGUGUGUAGUGAUCAAAUCGUCUAGUAAGUUCCCUUAUUUAAAUUGUAUAGAAAUUGGCACGCGGGUGCUUGGAAGUUGGUUCCGCGAUGUAAAUAACGACGUUGCGCACGUAUUUCUCAUCGAUUCGUCGGAUCAGUGACAUCGAACAAAUUUUGAAAGGAUCGUCUCCGAAAGAUUGUCUGCUUCGAUCGGUGGAAGAUCCAACGGGCGGAGGAGAAGAAUACGAGAAGACAAGCGGAGGAAGAGAAACGUGGGGCCAAAGGAAGCGUAGAAAGGAGUUGGAGCGCGCGAUCCGAAGAAUCGGCGCGCAUGGUGGUGCACGGAAAAAUUGCGCUUAGCUGUAGGGUCGGCGAAGAUCGGCGUUGAGUAAAGACGACGGUGAAGCGGUGUAUCGGAGCGGCGGCGGUAGCGGCGGUGGCGCGGCGGCGGAGAGGCGGAGGGACGCCGUCGAAGACGAUGCUCGGGAGGAUCGGAAGAGAGGAGGUGUUCUCCGGCAAUGGCUGAUCGCGGCCGGCGCUAUGCUCGCGGCAUAUAAGAACGCGCGAAGACGUGCGUUCGCCGCGCUUUACGCGAUUCCGAAUUCGAAGCAGCAGAAGCGUUCCGUGGUGGAAGCGCCGCGUUACCUUCGUAGCGGGACAUAGAAUCGUCGAACGUAGAUCGUGGUCGGCCUCGUCCAGUCAGAGAUAUCGCGACACGUUCGAGCCGAUUAUUUAUCGCGCGUUCUCGUAGAUCGCAUAGAUUGAGCGCGCGAUUGCGAUGCGCGACUCGACGCGUCGUCGGUCGAUCGCGGUCGAAUGAUCGUUGGAGAAGCGGCGCUAUCGGUGAGGAAACAAGAGGAAUCCAGUGGUUCGAUAGCAGGGACUUUCGGUGGGCGAAAACGUUUCGGAGAAGCGCGAUUCCGAGGAGAGGAACACGGUGGUGGUGCGUGCCGAUGGUCGUCCGCUGCUGCAUGCCCUCGAAGACGCGUGGCGGCGGUCAUGCCGCGUGAUUCGAACCGAUAUCAUCGUCGUCGUCGUCGCCGUCGUCGUCGUCGUCGCGUAACCGUCCAAUCGCCAAGGAUCGUCGACGUAAGGAAAGUGUCGUCGUGGUUGUUCGUAAAACGCGGUGGUGAAGCGACAGCAGCGGAAACAUGAGCUCGAUCGACUUCGACGAGGUGUUGGUGCACGUGGGCGAGAAGGGCAAAUAUCAGAAUAUCAUGUACUAUCUUCUUUGCAUAUCGGCCACUCUUCCCGCGGCUUUUCUCGCGUUUUCGCAAGUGUUCGUGAGCGCGUCUCCGGAGCAUUGGUGCAGAAUUCCGGAGUUGGAGAAUCUGACGGAUCUGAUGACGUUGGAGGAGAGAAAGGCGCUCUCGCUACCAUACGUAGAGAAGUCGGAGGGCAAAGUGAAGAAGUACUCCAAGUGUAAAAUGUACGAUGUAAACUACACGGCGAUAGUGGAAUCGUGGUUGGAGCGCGCGGUCCUCGAGAACGCAACGAAGGAAGAGGGUGAGGAGCCGGUGAGGUCGAGGACUAGAUUGCCACCGCCACCGGUCGGUAACCCUGACUGGCCCGUGACCAAGUGUCGACACGGAUGGAUCUACGAUACUCGAGACUACGACAGCACUCUUGUCACCGAGCUAGACUUGGUAUGCGACAACAGCUGGUGGCCUUCCACAUCUACGACCUUCUUCUACGUCGGCAGUCUGUUUGGGAACGUGGUGUUUGGCUGGAUCGCAGACAAAUGGGGUAGGAGGACGGCGCUCUUCGCUAUACUUUUCCUCGAGGUGAUAUUCUCGAUCGCCACCAGUUUCAGCCCCAACUACGUCAUCUACACGGCGUUGAGGACCGUGAACGGUCUCUCUUUCCCAGCCAUUUAUCAGAUACCCUUUAUACUAGCUCUGGAGUUGAUGGGCCCGAGGUACAGAACGUUCGCCGGAAUGGUCAUUAGCAUGUUCUUCGCGUCGGCGAUGUCUCUUCUAGCCGUGCUGGGUUACUUGCUCAGGCAUUGGUUCACCCUGUCACUGGCUACCUCGGUUCCGUUCGUUCUUCUCUUCAGCUACUACUGGAUCAUUCCGGAGUCACCGCGAUGGCUUCUCAGCAAGAACAGGAUAGACGAGGCGGAGGUGAUCGUGCAACGAAUGGCGAAGAUCAACGGUAGAACGGUGCCGAACAACUUUCUGAGAAAAAUGGAGGUGGAGAUUCUGCGAAGGCAAGGGGUGUCCUGCAACGGGACGAAUUCAGGAGAGAAUCCGGAACCGAAUCCGGAGACCGAGGAUCGAUCGCCACCACCGGCAGCUACGCCAAUGGAUUUAAUCAGAAACCCGAACAUAAGGAAAAAGUUCUUCAUCCUGGCGUUCGACUGGGUGGCAAACGCGGUCGUCUACAAUGGACUGUCGUAUAACGCGACGAAUCUCGGUGUCUCCGAUUAUCUAGCCUUCUUCAUCGGUGGACUCGUGGAGAUACCGUCGUACGUGAUAACGUGGUACGCUAUGGACCGGCUGGGCAGGCGAUGGGUAUUGUGCCUGACGAUGCUUCUAGGCGGACUCGCUUGCGUCUCCUGCAUGUUCGUUCCCGAAGCAGACGCCGUAUGGGUGACUGUAUCUCUGGCAAUGAUCGGCAAGUUCGGUAUCGCCGCGUCGUUCGCGGUCUUCUACGUGUUCGUCGGCGAGCUGUUGCCGACGGUGUUGAGAUCGCAAGCGAUGGGGAUCGCCUCGUUCAUCGCCGGCAUCGGGCUGCUCGCUUUCCCGUACAUCGUUCACCUGGCGGUCUACUCGAGAGUUCUGCCGCUGAUCAUAAUGGGCACGCUCAGCGUCGCCGGAGCUCUCACGUCCAUCUUUCUGCCGGAAACCCUCAAUAUUCACCUGCCGCAAACGAUCGAGGAGGGCGAGUUGUUCGGAGCCGACUUCAAGCUCUGGUCCUGCCCUACGUUACCAAAGUCAGUAUCGUCGUCGUUGUCGUCCUCGUCGUCGUCGUCGCCGUCGUCUUUGUCUUUGUCCUCGCGAUCGCUGUUUCCGCGUGAGAACGACGAUGAUGCGUUUUUCAGGAAGGAGAGCGCAGACUCGAACAACAAGUCGGAGUCCGUGCCACUGAGAUUCCUGGUGAACGGACGCCCGGGAAAUCGUUCGUUGCCAUCCGCUUCGUUGCAAGAGGAGUCAGCGGCACCAGCAGCAGCGGAAGUAGCAACAACGCCUACCACGACCCACCUGGAAGCCGAGAAUUCGCCGUCCGUUGAACGCGCGAGCGCAACUGAACAGGAUACAGGAAAGGAGCUCGCGCUGCCCGUUGACAAACGCGUCGACGAUCCACUGAUUAUCGUCGUGGAACAGAGACGAACGCAGUGAAUCGAACAGUGGCAGAACAAGCCACGCGCUUCUA